AUGGCUGCCGAACGUCGCCUAAAAACGCUAGUACGACGGGGAACGCGAUGCCAACGAAGUGCCAGUGCGUCCUACGUAGAUUCACUUUUUGAUUUUCCGCUGCUAAAACGGGAGUGUGCUUCAGAAUUGAGUUCGCUGGUAGACAAAUUUGAAGCUAAUGUCAAAGUGCUACAACAAUUAGGUGAAAAGGUGCAGUUUUGGGACAUAUUGCUAAUCCGGAUGCUGAGCAGCCGCCUUGAUUCCAAGACGAGGAGAGACUGGGAAGAGUAUGCUUCAACCAAGGACCCACUUUCGUUCAGGGACCUGACGGCAUUAAUCCAAAGGAGAGUCACCGUAUUGCAGAACAUUCAAGGUAACCCAACAGAGUCCCAGCCAACUAACCUGGUAAGGAAACCACCCCAACGAGCUACAGUCAGCCACGCAGCAACACAACCUGAGCUGCGAAAGUGCAUUAUCUGCCACGAUCACCGUCCACUCUACAUGUGUACCACGUUUUCGAAGCUAUGCCCUGAGGAUAAGGAAAAGGAAGUUCGCCGUCAUCGCUUGUGCCGCAAUUGCCUACGCAAGGGCCAUCUAGUGGCAGAGUGUCCAUCCAACAGUACUUGUCGAAAAUGUCGCGGUAGGCAUCACACACAGCUGUGCAUCGACAAGGUCAAAACACAUGCUCCAAUAAAGGCAGAAUCCAACGCACGAGUCCUAAUUUCAACGCCAUCUACCAGCUACCAGUCAACUUCUGCUGUAUCCGCUUCCAUCAGUGAACCUUCCAGCUACGCCUCGCGAAUCAAGGCACAACGGAAGAAGGUUCACCUACCGAUUGCCGGCAUUGGUCAGUCUUCAGCACAUGCCCGCCAGACACUCCUCACUACGGUUCGGUCCCGCUUUGGCAAGUAUACAUACACUCUCGAUUUUCUUGUUUUGCCGAAGGUUACCAUCGACUUGCCAUCCGCUUCCGUUGACGUAUCAUCCUGGGAGAUUCCACCUGGUGUUCAACUGGCUGACCCGUCAUUCCACCGCACCACUCCGGUCGACCUGGUUUUGGGUGCAGAAAUCUUCUUCGAUUUGUUUAAGGUCGCUGGCAGAAUUCCUCUAGGUGAAGACCUGCCUGUUCUCGUCAAUUUUGUUUUCGGCUGGGUAAUGUCUGGAAAGUCCACCCUCAACCGUCGUACUGCUCCUGUUACCGCCAACUUCGCCACUACGCACAACCUACAGGCACUGAUGGAGAAAUUCUGGUCCAUCGAAGAAGACGACACUGAUCCCUGCUACUCGGUAGAAGAAGCAGCCUGCGAAGAACACUUUCGCCAGACAGUAACCCGAAACGCCGACGGUCGAUAUGUGGUUCGACUGCCACUCAAGCAGGACAUUCUCUCCAAGCUCAACGACAACCGUCGCUCCGCUCUUCACCGCUUUCAUCAACUAGAAGCUCGUCUAGUGCGCAACCCGGAUUUGCAACACCAAUAUCGUGCUUUCGUGGAGGAAUACCAUGCGCUAGGGCACAUGCAGCGUGUGUCCGACUACGAAGAUCCUCCAACACCGUGCUAUCAUCUUCCGCAUCAUGCCGUAGUACGUGAAGAUAGCACAACGACCAAACUACGGGUCGUUUUCGAUGCAUCGUGCAAGAUACCCAAUGGCCCGUCGCUCAACGACGCACUCAUGGUGGGCCCCACCGUCCAAGAAGACCUCCGCUCGAUCAUAAUGCGUUCCCGAACUCAUCAAGUGAUGCUGAUCGCCGAUAGCAAGCAGAUGUACCGCCAAGUCCUGGUGGACGACCGGGAUACACCUUUGCAGCGCAUUGUGGGGAGACCCUCGCCCGAUAGUCCGACUGAAACCUACGAACUAAAAACAGUAACCUACGGUACUGCCAGCGCUCCGUUUCUUGCAACCCGUAUUCUACAACAGCUUGCCGAUGACGAGUGUAACGAGUUUCCUGAAGCAGCCAAGGUUCUACGCAAGGACUUCUACGUAGACGAUCUCUUUUCUGGUAGCAGCGACGCAUCCAAUGAAGCAGCAGUGUUAGAGGACGUACAACCAGCAGAACGCGGCUUGCAGGAAUCUUUCGACUUCGACAAGGAUCAGUGCAUCAAAACUCUCGGCUUGCACUGGGAACCGUCAUCCGACCAACUCCGGUAUAAAAUCCAUCCCGUCAACACAUCUGCGGAUUCGCUAAUAAGUAAACGGAUUGCGCUCUCCUACAUAGCAAAACUCUUCGAUCCACUUGGCCUCGUUGGCCCAGUAGUAACGACGGCCAAAAUUUUUAUGCAGACACUUUGGACCUUGAAAGACGACGACGGCAAUCCUUGGGACUGGGACAGUGAUCUCCCGCCAGCAAUAAAGGACCGCUGGCACGCGUAUCAAUCGCAACUUACUCUACUUAACAAACUUCGCAUCGGCCGUUGCAUCCUGCUACCGAACUCUACCAGCAUGCUGCUAUAUUUCUCCGACGCAUCAGAACACGCAUAUGGCGCUUGUGUCUACAUACGUUCCACAGAUGCAGACGGUAACGUCGAAGUAUCUCUACUUACUGCCAAAUCCAAGGUGGCCUCGCUAAAAACCAAAACAAGUAUUCCCAGACUAGAACUGUGUGGGGCAAAAUCGUCAGCGGAACUGUAUAAACGAGUGAAAUUGUCUCUUGGGAUUGAAGCAGAAAGUUUCUUCUGGGUGGACUCUACAAUCGUACUCUGUUGGCUCAACGCAGCACCUUCUACCUGGACAACGUUCGUUGCCAAUCGUGUUUCACUGAUCCAGAACGCCACCCAAAACUGUUCAUGGAACCAUGUAGCCGGGCAGGAAAACCCAGCCGACAUCUCCAGAGGCAUACCUGCUGAAACUUUACUAAAGUGCGACCUGUGGUGGCACGGGCCACAGUGGUUAAAACGCGACCGCUGCGAAUGGCCGAUUCAACCAUUUCACGACAGUAGUCAGAGCCCUGAAGUUACCGUCGAGCAACGCAAAACACCAGCUGCAGUAAUUUCCGCUACCAUUGAGCCAUCUUUCGUCGACCAACUCAUGUCCAUGCCUUAG
Wyeomyia smithii (pitcher-plant mosquito) is the source of this 3018-nucleotide messenger RNA. RefSeq lists its product as uncharacterized. Lineage: Eukaryota; Metazoa; Arthropoda; Insecta; Diptera; Culicidae. The transcript has 4 exons. The coding region runs from base 1 to 3018 and encodes 1005 amino acids. The record is from RefSeq and is a predicted model, not a curated record. Gene Ontology annotation, molecular function: nucleic acid binding; zinc ion binding.